AUGUCCAAAGCCAUCGUGUUUGUCGUAUUGCUGUUUGUUUUCCCGGCAGCACAAUCCGUAGAUCACACUGUAGGCGGCUCCACCGGUUGGACGACAGGCUUCAACUACACCGAAUGGGCUAGCCGCCAGACUUUUCGACUCAAUGAUAACCUCGUGUUCAACUUUGGUCCUCCUCAUAGUGUGGAUAGAGUGAACUCGGAUGAUUUUGGGAGCUGCAGCUCGGCGAGUCCCAUCAGAUCAUACACAGCAAGCCCGGCCACUAUCACCCUGAAUACCACCGGUGAAUGGUACUUCUUAUGCCCUGUGCCCGGACACUGCUCAGGUGGCCAGAGGCUGUCGGUCAAUGUUGCUGGAGGGUCCGCGCCGUCGACUCCGGGCGGCCCACCAGCGUCAGGGGGGUCCGCACCGUCAACUCCGGGAGGUCCACCGGCGGCUGGGGGGACUCCGGCGCCAUCUGCCGCCACUGUUUUGGGCGAAGGUGGCGGUUUGGUGGUGGCUGGGUUGGUGUCACUUGUUAUGGCGGGAUUAAUGGGCUAA
Molecule: messenger RNA, 537 nt
Organism: Striga hermonthica
Lineage: Eukaryota; Viridiplantae; Streptophyta; Magnoliopsida; Lamiales; Orobanchaceae
Source: the annotation of a GenBank genome assembly